Molecule: messenger RNA, 1461 nt
Organism: Poecile atricapillus (Black-capped chickadee)
Lineage: Eukaryota; Metazoa; Chordata; Aves; Passeriformes; Paridae
Gene: ZAR1
Product: zygote arrest 1
Exons: 4
Coding region: 33-1370 (445 amino acids)
Biological process (GO): translation
Cellular component (GO): cytoplasm
Molecular function (GO): mRNA base-pairing post-transcriptional repressor activity
Source: RefSeq, a predicted model, not a curated record
AGCCGCGUUGCCGGCAUCGGCUGGGGGCUGUGAUGGGGGUGGGGGAUGGCCCAAGGCCGCGCACCAGGUGGGGAUGGGAAGGGACCGCAAGGCCGGCGCCCGUCGGGGGCGAGGGAAGCGCGGCCCCGCCCCGGGGGUAUUUAAGGCCACCUGCCGGGGGUUACCCCGGGUCCCGUGCGAUGGCCGAGGAGGCGAUGGCGAGCUAUCUGUACACCGCCUACCCCCCCUACUCCUACCGCUACCCACCGCCCAAGGGUAAAGGAGGGGCGGCGGGCGGCUGGCGGCCGCGGGGCAGCAGCUACUUCCCGGGCUACGGGGAGGCGGCCGCCGAGUACUUCGACAACUACCAGCGGGCGCAGCUCAAGGCCAUCCUCUCCCAGGUCAACCCCAACCUGACGCCGCGGCUCCGCAAGGCCAACACCAAGGAGGUGGGCGUCCAGGUGAACCCGCGGCAAGACGCCUCGGUGCAGUGCUCGCUCGGGCCCCGCACGCUGCUGCGCCGCCGCCCCGGCCCCGCCGCGCCGCGGCCCCGUGAGGCGGAGCGGGGGCAGGAGCUGGGCAGCCCCGCCACCACCAGCACCCGUGCCGUGCGCUUCCCUCGCACCAUCGCAGUCUACUCGCCCGUGGCGUCCCGCAGACUCACCGCCUUCCUGGAGGAGCCGAGCCCGGAGCCGCAGCGGCGGCCACAGCAGCAGGACAAGGCGGCGGCCGUCGAGGAGGAGCCGGCUGCGCUGCGGGAGCAGCGGGAGGCGGAGGCGGCAGCCGUGCGGGCGAGCUGGGAGAAGCCCUCCGACGGUGGCGCCGAGCCUCUGGGGCAGCGCCCGGCCGAGCCUCUGGGGCAGCGCCCGGCCGAGCCUCUGGGGCAGCGCCCGGCCGAGCCUCUGGGGCAGCGCCCGGCCACCCCGCCGGAGCCGGCGACGGACGCAAGCCAGGAGGAGGUGGCAGAGGCAGCCGAGGCACAGCCUGCCGCCGAGCCGGCAGCCCAGCCGCCGGCAGAGCCGCCUGCCUCACCCCAGAAGCGGCAGUCGUCGGCGGGCAAGACCCGCCUGCGUUUCCAGUUCCUGGAGCAGAAGUAUGGGUACUACCACUGCAAGGCCUGCAACAUCCGCUGGGAGAGCGCCUAUGUUUGGUGCGUCCAGGGCACCAACAAGGUCUAUUUCCGUCAGUUCUGCCGCACCUGCCAGAAGUCCUACAACCCGUACCGCGUGGAGGACAUCACCUGCCAGAGCUGCAAGCAGACGCGGUGCACCUGCCCCGUGAAGAUGCGCCACGUGGAUCCCAAGAGGCCCCACCGCCAGGACCUCUGUGGGAGAUGCAGAGGGAAACGCCUCUCCUGCGAUAGCACAUUCAGUUUCAAAUACAUCAUCUGAAGGGGAAGGGUUUUUUUUUUUGUUUUUGAUUAGGGCUCUUCAAGAAAAGAAGAGCUCUACUUGCAGAUUUAUUUUGGUUUUGUUGGUGUUG